AUCGUCCUAGUGUUGUUUUCUUUCCCCAAAGCAGUCAACCAGGUGCUUGUAAUAAAUUAUUGACCUUUUUUUGAAUGGUUGGCUAGUAGACAUUAUGUAUUGUUAAUACUUUCUAUGAGUGAAGAGCUUGACCAUUGAGUGGGGAACCUGUCAUUUCCAUUUAUUGUUUGAAAUCAACAUAUUUGUGUAAAUUUCCUAUGUAUUUAUUAAACAACAACAGUGAGGUUCUGCUUUUAUGCUAGGAGAGAGUUUUACGAAACAUAAGCAGUAAUUCAAUGAAAUGCAUUAAGUGCUAGCGCUUCAUGGAUUUAUUUCAUUGUGUUGGGGAUUAUGGCUUGCCUACAACACAUUGACUCUUAAAACUUGAUCAAACUAGAAGUUUCUUAUGGGAAAAAACUACUUAGGUUAAGUGCAAGCAUAAAUCUGAAGUGCUAAGAGGAAAACAGGAUCCCCAGUUGUAUUACCAAUUCAAAUGCUGCUUCUCAUUUAUGUAAUCACUUCAUGAGAUAGUCCUACUUAUUGUUGCUUUUAUAGUUUUCCUACUGACAAAAUCCUUCUAUGCAGCACCAUUGGCUGACAAGCUACACUAGAUGUGUGAUAGCUAUAAAUGUAUCCUUUGGAUGGAAUAAUUUAGAGGUGAUGUAGCUCUUUGAUGAUGUAGGCCUAUUGGAGUUGUUAUAUACAUCAUGCAACGGACUAAUCUAAAGAUGUGCUUGAGGAGCACCGAUAGUAUAACUGAUACCUCUGAAGUUGCAAAGGCAUAUGUUGGAGGUGGCUCUCCAAGUUCCAACUCCUUUAUAAUAAGAAUGGAUGAGUAUAAUCAGUGGGUGUCAAUGAACAAGUCGUGAUUGCUUCAAGGUAUUAUAAAUUAGAUGCUCCCAUUUGUUAAAUUGGUAAGCCUUCUAUUGCCUCUUGGUGUCUUUCUCAUAGGCCAUUAGCCUAACAAUUUUCUUUCUUUUUCCUAUGAGGAUCCUAAUUACAGUGGUGUCCUACUAAAUCCGGCUUCAUAUUAUAGACAAUAGAUAAUUUUGUUGACACAGACAACAAUGGACCAUCCCUCAAGGAAAUUGUUAUGGUUAUCCUUUUCCUGUCUCAUCCACCACAGAUAUGGCGAAGAUGCAUCAUGUCCUGUAGCAAUGUCUUCAAAACUGGACCAGACUGGCGGGUUCAACAGGUUGGAAAAGCCCCCUUAGAAUUGUUUGAGUGAUUAGACCUUUUUGAAGCAUUUCGAACUGCUUGAGCUGGAAAACUAUAAAGAACCAGUGACUUGCAAUUCAACUGGGAUUGCAGGAAAUUGCAAGUUUCAGGCCUUCUUUCCAAUUUACAAUUGGGCAUAGACAGGCAGUUGAGCCCUUC
Messenger RNA from Rubroshorea leprosula, 1356 nucleotides. Lineage: Eukaryota; Viridiplantae; Streptophyta; Magnoliopsida; Malvales; Dipterocarpaceae. The record is from the annotation of a GenBank genome assembly.